AUGGCCGCCGCAAACAGAGACAACCUUUCUCAACCCCACAACGCCGCCAUGCUAAAUAACAUCGCCGAUUCCCAGAUCCCAGACCUCAACCUGGAAUUCUCUCUCGGCGGGAUUUACUCCGAGAAUUCCAACCAAAGCCCUCUGGACCGGUUCUCCACGGAGGCCAAAGUCUUGAGGCUUCAAGAACCCCAAACGACCCCGCAGAUGGCUGCUGCUCCAGUUCGUUCCAUACGGCGUCCGAGGGCAAGGUCUCUCCCAAAAGAACCUAGGCUCAGGCGGCCGAUCAGGCCCAAGGACGUUCUAGCCUCGAGAAGGCGGGAGACCAAACAGAAGAUAGCUCAGAGGCAGAUGAGCCAGCAACUAGCUGCUUUGCCGGAGGUGGCUAGGGCUGUAGCAGCUCCGGCAGCUCCAACAGCUCUUGCGGUGUGUAGUGCGUCUCGUGCUUCUAUCGGUGCCGGGGCCUCGGAUACAGUCUAUCAUUACAAGGAGGAGGGAUAUUUCACUGUGUCUCGUGCUGCAGAGGGUGCGAUAAGUGUUCAGACGUUGCAUUCCCAAAGGGAUGUUACACCGAUAGCCUCCUCUGCAACAGCGACCACUACAAAACAGGCUGUCCCUUCACAAAGUACACCUGAAAAUCCCUCAAAGAGGGUCAAACAUUCCAGUGGAAGUGUUCCCCAGAAUGAUGGGGACGAAAUGGUUUCAGUGAGAACCACCGGAGAAGGGGGAAGACAGAUAGAAGGAAUUCUUUAUGCUCGCAAUGGCCAGGUCCAGAUUCUGUGCGUUUGCCAUGGCAUCUACCACUCACCUGCCGAAUUCAUUAAGCAUGGCGGUGGAAAGGAAGUGGCGAAUCCUUUGAAACAUAUAAUCGUCCGCCCUUCUUCUGAUUAG
Malus domestica (apple) is the source of this 888-nucleotide messenger RNA. Its product is annotated as ninja-family protein Os03g0419100-like. Gene Ontology annotation, biological process: signal transduction; negative regulation of DNA-templated transcription. Gene Ontology annotation, cellular component: nucleus. Lineage: Eukaryota; Viridiplantae; Streptophyta; Magnoliopsida; Rosales; Rosaceae. The record is from RefSeq and is a predicted model, not a curated record.